This is a messenger RNA of Pyricularia oryzae 70-15, 879 nucleotides long. RefSeq lists its product as uncharacterized. Lineage: Eukaryota; Fungi; Ascomycota; Sordariomycetes; Magnaporthales; Pyriculariaceae. The coding region runs from base 218 to 601 and encodes 127 amino acids. The transcript has 2 exons. The record is from RefSeq and is a predicted model, not a curated record.
ACUGUAGUCAACAUUUGCGAGGAGCAGGAGAAGAGCAAAAUUAAGAAAAAAGUGAAGAAAAAAAAAAGCCAAAAGGAAAAAAAGAAAACCUUGUGUAUCGACGCCUCCCGUCAGUAGACCCCCAACCUAGCAAGAUCCUCAGAGCAAGAAUUCCCCAGCUUUAGUUCAGGCGGGAGUAAAAAUCCACCCCCCGUUCGCGCGCGACCCGCCAGAACCGAUGGGCAACUGCUUUGGCAAGCCCGACUCCAGCUCGGGCGACAACAACGCUGGUGGUGCGCGACCCAGCAACAACAACCAGACCCCGUCCGCCUCCGCCUCGGGUCAGAAGAAGAAACCACACACAACCGGGAAGGGCCGAACGCUGGGCGAGGCCGCCAGCAGCGGUUCCUCUGCAGUCCCACCGACAGCUGCUGCGGAUGCAGCACGACAGGCAGCGUUGGACCGCCACUCAGAAAACAACAAGAAGACGGGAGGGAAAAUAGGUUCCAGCCUCCAGGCGCAAAAGAAGAUGACGGACCGGCAGGUGCUGAGCCAGGCAGCAGAGGAAAGUCGGCGGCAGAGAGAGCUCGACGACCAGGCACGGGCGUUGCGGAAUGAUUAGAUCCCAGAUACUUAUGUUAGUCUCUCUAGUUGGAAUCGAGGUUCUUAAUUUUCCCUCUUUUUUUCCGGCUGAUUAUAUGUAACAGAGAACGGAAGAGACAGUUGUCCGCAGCCACAGCAUCAUAGCGUUUCAAAAAGAGUUCAACGGGAUGCAGAAUUACACAAUAUAUUUCCAGUGUCGCAGUCAAGUCAAGUCUACUGGUAUAUACUCUAUCAAACGUACCCAAACCGCCAAUGAUGAGCCAUCCCAAACACAGUCAUUAUAUUCAUGAAACAAGA